Penicillium cataractarum is the source of this 2136-nucleotide messenger RNA. Its product is annotated as tRNA (guanine26-N2)-dimethyltransferase. The record is from RefSeq and is a predicted model, not a curated record. The transcript has a single exon. Gene Ontology annotation, biological process: tRNA N2-guanine methylation. Gene Ontology annotation, molecular function: RNA binding. Gene Ontology annotation, cellular component: nucleus. Lineage: Eukaryota; Fungi; Ascomycota; Eurotiomycetes; Eurotiales; Aspergillaceae. The coding region runs from base 1 to 2136 and encodes 711 amino acids.
AUGGAGAGCUCGACUACUCCCACCAGCAAGCUGGUAUCCUACCAGGGAGCUGACUAUAAUAUGAUUAAGGAGGGCUUGGCGUAUAUCCUCAACCCACCGGCUCAGGAAGCCGCCUCCAAGGGCACCAGAAGGGAUCUCAAGGACGAAGACGAGAGCCAAUCGGUCUUCUACAACCCAAUCCAACAAUUCAAUCGUGACCUGAGUGUCCUAGCCAUUCGCGCUUUCAGUGAACAUGCGAUGGAUGUGAAGAAACAAAAGGCGGAUCAGAAGUUGAAGAGACGCGCCACAGGCAAUGGUACCAACAAGGGAAAGAAGCGCAAGCGCGAGGGUUCCUCCGACGAACAGGCACCUAACCGGUCAUCUACAGAGGGCGAGAAUGCAGCAAAGCCCGAGACAACCGAGCAGUCUGCGCCAGCUCCCAUCGAGACGUCCGAGUCGACCCCUGCGCCCUCGUUCACAGUCCUUGAUGCCCUCUCCGCGACGGGUCUGCGCGCCCUCCGAUAUGCCUCCGAAUUGCCAGCAGUUUCCAAGGUGGUUGGAAAUGACCUCUCAGAAUCCGCCAUUAAGUCAAUGAGGACGAAUAUCGAGUACAACAAGCUGCAGGACCGUAUCCAGCCGAACCUGGGCGAUGCGCGUGUCUUUAUGUACGGCGCCGCCGGUGAUCCAACCCGCAAAUUCGAUGUGAUCGACCUGGAUCCUUAUGGUACCGCUGCUCCCUUCCUGGAUGCGGCAAUUCAGGGUGUUAAGGAUGGUGGCCUGCUUUGUGUCACUUGCACCGAUGCAGGUGUCUGGGCCUCGACCGGGUAUGCUGAGAAGGCGUUCUCCCUUUACGGUGGUACCCCGAUCAAGGGCUUGCACUCGCAUGAAGGUGGCCUGCGCCUCAUCUUGAACAGUCUGGCAAUGUCCGCUGCCAAAUACGGAAUUGCAAUUGAGCCACUGCUCUCGCUCUCGAUCGAUUUCUACGCCCGUGUGUUCGUGCGGGUGUCUCGUUCCCCAGCACAAGUCAAGUUCACUGCCAGCAACUCAAUGCUUGUAUACAAUUGUGAUGCUGGAUGCGGUGCAUGGACGCUUCAGCCCCUCGCUGCCUGCAACGAAAAGCUUGAUCGCAAGGGAAACCCCCUGUAUCACUAUAAGCUGGCCCAGGGCCCGAGGGCCAAUACUUACUGUGAGCACUGCGGCUUCAAGACACAUCUUGCAGGUCCGAUGUGGGCUGGCCCUCUUCAUAACCCUCACUUCAUUCAGCGGAUUUUGGACAUUCUUCCCACUUUGGACCCGGAGACGUAUCAGACUAUUCCUCGUAUUGAGGGCAUGCUUACCACCGCCAUGGAAGAGGACCUCGACCUCAGUCCCUCCUUCACCCAGUCCUCAGAUAAGCAGCAACAAGACUCCGAAACCGAGACAGCCAAAUCUAACGCCAACGAACAAAAUGACUACCCGGCUAUCAUCCCACGUACGAGCCCGGCUCUCCAUGAGCCGUACCCCUUCUACUUCUCUCUAAGCGCUCUCUCAAAGGUCCUCCAUUGCGCGACCGUCCCACAGGACGAAUUCCGAGGUGCUCUUCGCUCAGUCGGGUACCGCUCUACCCGUAGCCACGCCAAACCAAACUCCAUCCGCACCGACGCCCCCUGGAGCGUCGUCUGGGAAAUCAUGCGUGAAUGGGUCCGCCAACACUCUCCCGUGAAGGAGACCUCCCUGAAGCCCGGUACCGCCGGCGCCGCUAUCAUGGCUAAGAGCCGUGACAACCUGCGCAAGGGCAGCAGCGAAGACCCCUGGCUAGCGCAGUUGAAGAAUGACCUCCUUGCAGCCGUUGAGUCUGGAAAGGACAUCAGCGAUCUGGUCACCAAGGUCGAAGCCUCUCUGUACAGAUCUGGAUCUCGGCAGUCCUUCGUGACUCAAGCACAAACUGCCGAUGCGCAGGAGAAGCCUACCCAGAAGCAGCCUGUCGAUGUUCAGAAGAAGCCUGCCAGUGAUGGCCCAGCCGCGCAGGCACACCCCAGCACGCUGGAGGUGAAAUUUGAUGCUGCACUUGGUCGAGAGGCAUCAGCCGCACACUCGAAGAAGCGUCUCGUGCGGUAUCAGCUCAAUCCCCGUGCGAACUGGGGACCGUUGAAUCGGGCGGCAGCGAACUCGAAGUGA